This is a messenger RNA of Petromyzon marinus (sea lamprey), 1584 nucleotides long. NCBI's taxonomy places the organism in Eukaryota, Metazoa, Chordata, Hyperoartia, Petromyzontiformes, Petromyzontidae. The record is from RefSeq and is a predicted model, not a curated record.
GACACUUACAGACACUUACACUUACAGACACUUAGACACGUACAGACACACAGGCACUAACACUUACAGACACUUAGACACUUACAGACACUAACACAGACGGGGUUCAUCGUUGAACAAAGUGCGUCUGCGAAGUUCCAACGCCCCUUCUGGCAGUGGAGUUGAACUAUCAUGUCUGGCCACCGGUGCCCCCACGCUUCCUGCUGUCAUCUGGAACCUGCUCCCACCGGGGUGCACCAGACCCUGGAUGAGAUGGACUUUGAGCGCGGAAUCUGGUCAGCAGCUGGUGAAGGGGACCUCGAUAGAGUGGUGUCUCAACUGAAGAAGGGGACUGAUCCAAACAAGACUGAUGCUUCUGGCUACACUGCACUACACUACGCCAGCCGGAAUGGGCAUGAGGCAGUCUGCCGGGCGCUGCUGUCCCAUGGGGCACUCGUGAACGCGCAGACGCCGGGGGGAGCCACUGCACUGAGCCGAGCGGCGUACUGUGGCCACGGUACCAUUGUGUCACUUUUGUUCAAGCACGGAGCUGACUGCAGACUUCGUGACAGCGAUGGAAUGACUGCGCUUCACAAAGUGGCAGAGGGAGGGCAUUUAUCAGUCUGUAAAUUGCUAGUCCAACAGCAACCUGAUUUGAAGGACAUUGUUGAUAACAAGUGCAGGAAGGCCUGCGAUCUAUUGAAAGAAGAUUCUGAACUCAAGGCCCUUCUUUCUACAGGUUGAAUUGAUUUGGUAUUGAAGAUAGGCAUAUUUCUAUAAGUAUAUAAUAACAUGGACCAUAUUUCUGACAUUGGAUAUUAAUAUAUGAGAAAUGCUUUAGAAAUGCAUAGAAGUGACAUGGUGAUUUUGACUAAAACAAUUUGACAAUUAGUUGUCAUGUAUCAUCAUUGAAGAGACCUGCAUUUAUUUAGUAAAGGCAAGUGUUUGAUCUUCAUUCCAAAAUUAGAGGACAGCACACCAAUCUAGAAUAGGUCAAGAAAGGAGGAAGAAGGCCUGGGAGAUGAAUGGACUCUGCCGCAUUCUAAUAAUCUCCUGGACAGCCCACCAGACAAAAAAGUCAAUCCUCGAUUAUACAGGCAACCAAAGUGUAUUUCGUGAGUAGAUUAAGAAGAUGGUGUUUCUGGGACACGUCCUGUGGAAACCCUGGAGACUGCCCGGAGAAGAUGAUUGUUCAAGGUUCAGUCCCCCAAGAAAGUGAGGCCGACCAGAAGAACGUGGAUUGAUGAUGUAACUGCUUUGGACAAGGCUCAGUAUGGGAAAACGCGCAAGAACUGCUGAACACAGAGCCCUGUGACGUAGUAGAGUCCAUCUCACGGCCAACCCUUGGGUCAAGGAAGACCAGAAAAUGGAAUUCUGGUCCCACAGACGUGUGAUGUAGAAUAAAAAAAAAGUAUAACAAUUCAUAGAAUAUGGCAGCAUCCAUUUUUUUAAUCAAUGUAAAACCAGCACUUUCAUGGGCUUUAAAACACACAAUUUUUUGUUUACAUUUGGUUAAAAAGCUUAUUUAAACUAUGUAACAAAUUGCAUUUCAAAGUGUAAAAUUGUAUUUCAUGUCAUUAAAUCAUCUGUUACUUUGUUCCCUGA